AUGAUACUCGUACUCGACGAACUUGCUUCCGGCGCCAUAGCCGAAGCACCCGCUCUGUACUACCGCGAUGACGAGCUCGAAGAAUACGACAACUACAACUUUUGGUCCGAGAUUGAAUACGGCAACGGCGAAAUCUUCGACCAAGACAUCUCNCCCGACAAAGACGACCAGAAAAAGAAGUCCAAGGCUUCAGACAUCAGAGACACCAUUAAGAAGAUUCGCUUGCGCGGCAUUCAAGACUACCCGACCGUCUUGUGGAAGUCCUCACAGGAAGCUUUCAGCCUGCGUCAACAAUGCCCUGUCUACGAUAAACCACAACAACCGACUGCGCUUCUGCCCAAUUGGCGGCAACUCUUAAAAGACCGACCCGCCGUUUUCACUACAUCCUACAUGGCCAUACACUCCGCUAAAGACGACAAACAAGACGACGACUGGGAGGAUAUGGAGGAAGACAACGACGAGUCAGGUCAGGAUGAUGAGGAGGACGAAGAGGAAGAGGAGGAUGAAGACGAAGAAGGUGAAGACGGCAUGGACUUGCAGGACAUUGAUCCCGAAAUGCUCAAGUCGGCCCUCGCCGCGAGACUAUCCGCCUCAGGCAUGACUGGCAAAGACCAAACUGCCAUGAUGGAGGCAAUGAUGCAGAUGUUGGCAGGCGGCGGAGGUGCAGGCACUGAUGAUCUCCUUGAGAGUCUGACAUCAAACAUGCUGAAUCAAGUGACUGAGGAAGGCGGUGAUUCGUCGAUGGGACAGUGGCUGUCUGGUCAGGGUGUCUCUUUGGAGGACGAUAACGACGACGAUGAACAAGACAUACACGCUACGACUGGCGCGUCUGACGACUCCUCGCCAAAGGACAGUGUAGCGGCCGAACAGCCACCCGCUGCUCCCAAAUCUUCUGAAUCGUCCAUCGAAGCACUCCUCGAGCCUCAGUCAACUGGCAAGAAGCGGAAACAUCCUCUAUCUAAGGAGGUCAAACAAGAUGAGGCGACAGAUGAGCCUCCAUCGGACGAGGGUCCGAUUCACAAACGAACCAAGCAAGACAUACCCAAACCUUCGAACACCUCUACUAAGCUCAAGGCCUCAACACGCAAACCGAUAGUGCCACAAUCGAGAACACAAAUCGCGACCGAUAAGUCCACUACGAAGCCAAAGACUGCUGCGCCAGCCAAGUCCAAGCCCGAGACGACAAAAGCCACCAAACCCAAGUCCUCGACUAUUCAAGCAAAGGAAAAUGUUCCUGCCACCGACUCGACCACAAAGCCAACCACAAGGAAACGUAAAGCUGCAGACGAGGAGAUAUCGGAGGAGAAGCCUAAGCGACAGUUGCGCAACUUUGCUGCACCUACUGCAAGCAGUCAGAGCAAAAGUGCCGAGGCCAAGGCGUCCGAAUCAAAGACUACAAGAAGCGGCAAGGCCAGAAAGUAG
This is a messenger RNA of Aureobasidium uvarum, 1422 nucleotides long. Lineage: Eukaryota; Fungi; Ascomycota; Dothideomycetes; Dothideales; Saccotheciaceae. The record is from the annotation of a GenBank genome assembly.